GAGGAAAGCCUUUCUUUGAUUUCGUUGUAGUUGUGGUUGUGAGAGAGAGUACAGUUAGCUAUUAAAAUGCCUGAGCCGGCGAAAUCUGCUCCGGCUCCCAAGAAGGGUUCUAAGAAGGCCGUGACCAAGACCCAGAAGAAGGGGGAUAAGAAACGUAGAAAAACAAGGAAGGAAAGUUAUUCAAUUUACGUGUACAAAGUAUUGAAGCAAGUUCAUCCGGACACCGGCAUUUCUUCUAAAGCCAUGGGGAUUAUGAACUCCUUUGUAAAUGACAUUUUUGAACGUAUUGCGGGGGAAGCGUCUCGUCUGGCGCAUUACAACAAGCGCUCGACCAUCACUUCUCGGGAGAUCCAGACCGCUGUGCGCCUUCUGCUCCCCGGGGAGUUAGCCAAACACGCGGUGUCUGAGGGUACAAAGGCUGUUACCAAGUACACCAGUUCUAAGUAAAGAUCUAUGGAACGAAUGCUAACAUCUGUAACCCAAAGGCUCUUUUCAGAGCCGCCCA
This is a messenger RNA of Chrysemys picta bellii (western painted turtle), 505 nucleotides long. Its product is annotated as histone H2B 8. Gene Ontology annotation, cellular component: nucleosome. NCBI's taxonomy places the organism in Eukaryota, Metazoa, Chordata, Testudines, Emydidae. Gene Ontology annotation, molecular function: DNA binding; structural constituent of chromatin; protein heterodimerization activity. The record is from RefSeq and is a predicted model, not a curated record.